AGCUCUCUCGACUUCUCGAAUGGUCUCGACCAUCUUCGCUAAACCCUUCCUUGGUCGCCGCCGCGCCGCAAAGCCUCCGUCCGUUCCGCACCGCCGCUCUCUUCCCCGCCACCGUCGGUCGCUGGCUGAGUAUGGCGGCGGCCGCUGCUCGCGCCGGGUUCCGGCGGAUGUUCUCCGUCUCGGGCUUCACGCCGCCGCCUCCCCCCGCCGCCCGCCCCUUGGCGGACCCCUGCAACAACCUCUUCGUCUCAGGGUUGAAUAAACGCACGACAUCUGACGGACUUAGGGAAGCCUUCUCGAAAUUCGGUCAGGUUAUUGAAGCUAGAGUAAUCACUGAUAGAAUAUCUGGAUACUCUCGAGGAUUUGGCUUUGUCAAAUAUGCAACUGUUGAAGAAGCCGGUGAGGGCAUAAAAGGCAUGGAUGGAAAGUUCCUCGAUGGUUGGGUGAUAUUUGCCGAGUACGCCAAGCAGAGAGAAGCACAGCAGCCGGCCCAACCAGCAGCAUCAACUAGUUACCAAUACUCCAACCAAUGAUAGUUGUCUCUACGAUCAGGAUUACCUUCUAUUGGACAAUAUUGUUCGCUAUUUUACCAUGUGAAAACUGAAAAUCACUCUCCUUGAUAUUUCGUCAGGGAGAAAUUUUAGUGUGCACGGCAUGAACAUCUCCUUAGUAACUUACGGUGCCGUUUUGUCUGCUACUGUCUGCUGGGUGACUGUACUCUGUGAGCUUAUGUAACUAUACAACUGCCUUCAUUUUUGAGACUACAGUAUUUUAUGAGCUGCAACUUUAACGA
Oryza sativa Japonica Group (Japanese rice) is the source of this 793-nucleotide messenger RNA. Its product is annotated as organelle RRM domain-containing protein 2, mitochondrial. Gene Ontology annotation, molecular function: RNA binding. The record is from RefSeq and is a predicted model, not a curated record. Lineage: Eukaryota; Viridiplantae; Streptophyta; Magnoliopsida; Poales; Poaceae.